Messenger RNA from Triticum turgidum subsp. durum (durum wheat), 2628 nucleotides. NCBI's taxonomy places the organism in Eukaryota, Viridiplantae, Streptophyta, Magnoliopsida, Poales, Poaceae. The record is from the annotation of a GenBank genome assembly.
AUGUCCUCUACCGGAGUAGAGCGGAGCGGCGACGGAGCACCUAGAAGCCGGAAUGCGAAGCGGCAGCAGCGGGGCUCGGGAGAUGAGCUUGAUGCUUUCUCGGAGGAGCUUCGACAGCGGCCAGAAGUAAGCAGCAUCAACAAGAUUGCGGUCGUCAUGGCGUACAUCCUAAUGGGCUUGAAAGGUGUGAGCGCCCUUGCGCUUUUGUGGGCCACCGUCGUCCUCCUCGGCGGCUUCGUCUCCGAUCUGACCAAGACUGAUUUUUGGUACCUCACCAUCAUCGGAUUCGUGCAGGCUGCCGGGCUAUCUGACGCGAUGGGAGAUGCUCGCAUGGUGUCCUUUCGGGUUUGGAUAUCAAGUAUUUUCUAUGACAUCAUACGUACAGAAAGAAAGCAUCAUGAUGUACGUACUCAGUUGCCCAGGGAACAACGGCGGACGAGAGAAGCAUCAACAAUAGUGGAUCUCAUUCUAGAAUCAACAAUAGUGGAUCGCAUUCUGUUUGGGAUAUUUAUACCCGUGGUGUACUUGGCACUGUCUGGGCCAUUCUUGUGUGCUAUGCUAUCGGUGCUUCGUUUAGCAAAGCAAGACUAUGGCAUCGCCGACGGAGACACAAGUAAAGCAAACUUGAAGCCAGCACUCAACUUAUUCUAUUGUGUAUCUCUUGCUCAGGGCACAAUGUUCUUAUCGUGUACGGUGCUUGGCGCCGUUAUUAAUAGAAAGGCAUUGUCUAGUAUUGCUCAAAACCAUGGUCUCAGUCCUACGGUACUUCGUGCAUAUUCGCGCAAGACCAGUGAGAUGUGCCAAAACAACCCAGAGUCCAGAGUGAGUUGGAAUUUGAUCACCUAUGGUGCCGACUUGCUGGAUUCCCAAUGCCCGGAGGACUAUGCGUCUGGAGGAAGGGCACUAGUUAUGCUGAUUGAUCAGAGUACACCAUUACAGAUAAGACGGUUGUUGAUGAGGUCACCGAGACAAAGAAUUCAGAAGCUGAUUAGAACCCUUGCCUGGAGAAGCCCACAAGACCAAGAGAUGAGAUGGCUUGCAGCAAGGCUUGUGGAGCAUCUCGCUGCUGACCUCAACCUAGCUCACUUUCCAGGAGCACUGGAAUGUGUAUCCUCCCUCUUCGAUGAAGAUACACUCCUUUUAACAUUUGUACCUGGGCAGAGGGAGAAUGGUGAAGAAAUUGAUCGGGAUCUGGUUUUGCCAGGGUUGAGAAUUCUAGAGAACCUGGCCCACGACAGGCAUAACUGCACACUGAUAUACAACACCAAGGAUCUUCUUUCAAAAAUUGUUGCGCCUAUCAGCUCCAACGAAUUAAUAGAAGACAUCAAGAGCAGCACUGCAUGGACCAAGGUAUUACACAUGUCACUAAAAGUGGUGAGCCGGCUCAUGGGUUCUACAGGAACCACCGGAGAAGAGAUGCGCAACCUAAUCGCAAAUGAUAGCAAUGCAGUUAGUAAUUUGGAGGCCAUUCUUGACAUGGAUACCAAGAGCGGCAGCGGUGUCAUAGAGCUACAUGUGCAAGCUAUAGAGGUUCUUACACAAUUAGCCUUGCAUCAUCCAACAAGUUCUGCUACUAGGGGAAGAGAAAGACUUAUCAAGCAGGCGCUACACAUCUUUGUUACUGCGGAUUGGAUGAGAGAUUAUUUGGAAGAUGAGAAAAAGAAGAUCGACCAACCAACUCAACGUUCAAUGCUAGCACAGGGGAAAAAGAAGAUGAAAGAAGCUCAGGAAACUGCAAGCCGGCUUAAAGAAAAGGCUGGUGAAGCAUUGGCCAUGUUGUCAUGUGAUUCAGAGGCCAUCAAGAGCUUCACAGCAUGCAAAGAUGACGAAGUCUGUCGUCUUACUGAAUUGCUCGACUCCAAUAUCAAGACCAUCAAAUGCAAAAUAAGUGCAACAGAUACUAUGGAAAUAGAGAUCAAAAUUGGUUGUCGUAUUAGCGCAACAGUCAUCUUAAAGCAUUUGAGCAACUACAUCAAGGCACCAACCUUACGGAAGGUACUCACAGAGUUGCUUCCUGUAAAACAAGCGGAAGCGAGAGGUACACACAGAAUCCGGUGUUGGGAGCGUGUCACCCAUUACAAUUCAGGAAGUAGAAGUGACAUAGAAAAUCCAAGUGACGGUGGGGAAGGCAAGCCUUCCGCUUUACGGAGCCGCAACCAGCAAUGUGACGGGAGGAGGCUACAAGCAGAGCUGUUAUCACUCAUCACAAAGAUUCGUGCAAGCAACAAUCUUAAUUUUACAGAAAUCUUACUUUCUCAGACGCCGCCGAAUACCCUGGAAGACUUUGUGGUGAUGCUCAAGAAGAUGGUGGAGGACAACAUCUAUGCCACCCCUACAUGCCUGGCGAUACAGAAGCUCACCUGCGAGAUGGUUGAAGAAUUCCUCCAAGAUGAUGGAAACGUCGAAGUGAUUGACAAGCACGAUAUCAUUGGUACGUUACUGAAGGCUUCAAAAACAAUGGACCGGCUCGAGAGCAGCAUGCAUUUCACCGGCGUCUGUCAUGACUGUCAUGGGGUUCCUCUGAAGCCUCUCUCAUCCGUCCUCGCUAAACGGGCAGGAGAUCUUUUGACACGGAGGAAGCGCACUCUGGGUAUCAACAUUGCGCCUGCCGGUGUACCACUUCCCUGA